UAUUGGAUAAACACCGCCCAAGAUUCGACUCAUUUUACGUAGAUGCUCCUUCUUCCCUCCAAAAUUUUGUCGUCAUAAGCGUUUCUAUCGCGUCAUAUUUGUUACCAUAGCAACAAGAUCUCAAUUAAUUUCACACUUUAAUGUCAAUUGCAGCAAAUCUUUUUUCACGUACAAAGGAAAUAGGGUUGAUAUGUCUCAAUCGUCUUUGUCUAUAAAUCGGCCUAAAUCGGAUGGCGAUCGUGUCAGACGAGUUGAAAGUAUGACCAGGGAAUCCUGUCGUGAAGGGCAGAGCUAUAACGAUGGAAUCGCACAAGACAAAGAAGAACUGGACGAAGAUUGGAUCGUGGUGAAAAAAUCAACGUCCAAUGAUGAAGUUUCUAACGACUUGAAAAACGGCUCUAAUGUUGCUAUGAUCAGUUCAAAUAUGACAGAUACAAUGGCUGAUGAUAUUUCAGAUGUGCCGUCAAAACCUGAAAACGAUAGUGUAAAUAAGAAGGAGGACGAGAACGAGAAGCUGAACGUUGCUACAAAUCGUCAUGAUUUAUUGUCGUCAUCAUUUUCAAAUGUUUUAACAAUUGCUACAACUAUUUCCAAAUGGAAACGACGACGAGCUACAGAAAAAGCAAAUUUAAGCUUCAGAUUACUAGAUGAUGAACAUCAAUUAUUGUUGAAAAACGAGAAUGACAACAUGAAGAUUGAGAUUCCAGAUGCUAUAUUAUGGACUAUUAAAAAUGAAUCGUACAAAAUCAUAAGGGAAACGACGCAGGCUUACAGAUCACAGAUUGGAAGCAAGCACAAGUUAACGCUUGAAGCCGAAGAUUAUAUGAAAAAUCUUGCGGAAGAUCUUGGGAAGAUAAAACUACAUGAUAAAUAAACUUUUAUACACUUCAUGUAGGCAAUUUGAUUUGGUCCCAUUCAAAUAGCAAAUCGUUACUGAAUGAAAUGAACAAGUUUAUCAUUGUAAAAUUUUAGUUUUAAUUUUAGUCAAACCUAACCCAUUCAUAGGAAAAUACUGACAAAUACGUUUCCAGCUGGCUGUAACCAUUGAUAUUUUAAAACUAGAGCAAACAUAUUUUUUUUUGCUCAUUAUGGUAAUCUAUGUAUCGUAAAGCAUCAUUUGUAAGCAAUAAUUCUCGUUGCAAUAAAUUUCUAAUACGAUAUAUAUCAUAUAAGAAACAAGGAACUAUUGUUUUUCGUCUGUACUUAUUUGCUUGAUAAAUAAAACAAACUUUUCUUUUCUUUUUCAGGAGAAA
Messenger RNA from Xenia sp. Carnegie-2017, 1253 nucleotides. RefSeq lists its product as uncharacterized. The transcript is spliced from 6 exons. Lineage: Eukaryota; Metazoa; Cnidaria; Anthozoa; Malacalcyonacea; Xeniidae. The record is from RefSeq and is a predicted model, not a curated record. The coding region runs from base 191 to 874 and encodes 227 amino acids.